Messenger RNA from Aureobasidium melanogenum CBS 110374, 1248 nucleotides. RefSeq lists its product as uncharacterized. The transcript is spliced from 2 exons. The record is from RefSeq and is a predicted model, not a curated record. Lineage: Eukaryota; Fungi; Ascomycota; Dothideomycetes; Dothideales; Saccotheciaceae. The coding region runs from base 1 to 1248 and encodes 415 amino acids.
AUGGCAGCUUAUCGCUGCGCUUCAGGUCCUUGCCGCAAGGCCGGCACUCUUCGUUGCGGUAGUUGCAAGACAACUUACUACUGCAGCAAGGUUUGCCAGACGGCUCACUGGAAGAGACACAAGCUCACCUGUGACGGACCGGAUUCUUACUCACCGUUGAGACCCGGCGUCUUCAACUUCUUGGGACUGCCUUGUAGACUGCGCGAUAAGAUCUAUGAGGAAGUCAUCGUUAGCAAGCUCCAUCCUUCUGAUCAGGCCAAAUACGACGAGGCUGUCGCUCAUGAUAGCGAGCCUGAUGUCCGUAACAACCGCAGAGACUACCUUGAUGUCUUCGAUCGUCGUAUCAUGGUCUCGCCUGAGUUCACGCUCACCAUUGUCCGUAACACUCCCAUCUGGGGUUUCAAGCCUCUCGUCCUUGCUCGUGGACUGCUGCUCGCCAACAAGCAGAUCUCUCAAGAGCUCAUGGAGAUCCACUUUUCAAAGAACACCUUCCUAGCUCUGGUUCAGGAUGACCAUGUCUGCGACGGAUCUCCUCCGGCUUUCCGCAACUAUGUCGCUCACUUCACCAAAGCCAAGAAUCUGUACAUUGACAUCGUCACCAACAAAUGCCAUCCUGGCGAGAACGGAUUCCAAGCCAGCGUCAACACCGUCAAGCGUCAGUUGCUUACCCUCAUCCUUGCUCUCAACCGCGCUGGCACCGCUCUUGAUUCCCUGACUGUGCGUUACCACUCGCGCUUUGAUGGCGAGAUCGAAGACCUUCGCAUCGACGCUGACGGUCUGGCUGCUCACCCACAAGCUCGUCCCAUCUGGGUCGUCGACCCUCGUACCGACAAGUUCCGCGUAAUCGAACAUGCAGAGAUGAAGCAGCUCUACCUUCACAGCGCCACCAUCGCCAAGACUCUCUGUGCUCUUGAAGUUCCCGUAUCCAAGUUCCGCAUCUUCGGCGACAUGUCCGGACCUGAUCUCGCUCGCCUGUCCCGCAAGUUUGACUUCGCCAUCCCUCAGGUUGAUGCGGCGCUCGACGAGUAUGACCAGCGCAUCAGUAAAGAUGCAGAGAAUGCUCGAGAAAUGGCCAGUAGGGACACCGACACCGCUAAGCUCUGGUCGGACCUGGCCAGGUCUCAGGACCGAAUCUUCAGCACGAGAGUCUCGCUCAGACGUCGUGCCAUUAUGGCCGCUCCACCUUCAUUCGUCCCUGGCGCGGAAGAGGAAGCCCGCCGUCUUAUGGACAUUGCUCGCUCAAUCUGA